AUUGACAACUCGACUCUCCAAUAGUCAGAGCCUUAGGACCUGCCCCUUCUGGCUCCGGGGCUAGAAAAGAGAGUCGAUGCCGGGCCGCAGUGAUGAGCCCUGGGAGACGCUGGCUGUUAGGUUUUCCGAGGAGCGGCUGCUACUGGUGGCCUUUUUGCAGAUAUAUUGUUGUCACUGAACUCUGGCCCUUUGGAAAGCCCUAGAGAAGCUCAGCCAUCAAUAUGUCCAAGUACAAACUGAUUAUGUUAAGACAUGGAGAGGGUGCCUGGAAUAAAGAGAACCGCUUUUGUAGCUGGGUGGAUCAGAAACUCAACAGUGAUGGACUGCAGGAAGCGCGGAACUGUGGGAAGCAACUCAAAGCACUAAACUUUGAGUUUGAUCUCGUGUUCACAUCCAUCCUGAACCGGUCUAUCCACACAGCCUGGCUGAUCCUGGAAGAGCUGGGGCAGGAGUGGGUUCCUGUGGAGAGCUCCUGGCGUCUCAACGAGCGUCACUAUGGAGCCUUGAUCAGUCUCAACAGGGAGCAGAUGGCGUUGAAUCACGGUGAGGAGCAGGUGAGGCUGUGGAGAAGGAGCUACAACGUGACCCCUCCUCCCAUCGAGGAGUCCCAUCCUUACUACCAUGAAAUCUACAACGACCGGAAAUAUAAAGUGUGUGAUGUGCCUUUGGAUCAGCUGCCACGAUCCGAGAGCUUAAAGGAUGUUCUGGAGAGACUCCUUCCCUAUUGGAAUGAGAGGAUUGCUCCUGAAGUUUUGCGUGGUAAAACCGUUCUGAUAUCUGCUCAUGGAAAUAGCUGCCGGGCACUCCUGAAAUAUCUGGAAGGUAUCUCGGAUGAAGAAAUUAUCAACAUUACUCUUCCUACUGGGGUCCCCAUUCUCCUGGAACUGGACGAGAACCUGCAUACUGUUGGGCCUCACCAGUUCCUGGGCGACCAAGAGGCUAUCCAAGCAGCCAUUAAGAAAGUUGACGAUCAAGGAAAAGUGAAACGAGCUGACAAAUAAAGUCUUUCCCAUGUAAUGGCUAGGAAUAGCUGCAGAAGGAAUGGCAUGCGGUGUGUUAUGAGUGCUCAUCUCCCUUUUUUUUUUCUUUUUUUUUCUGUCUUCCCACCUGAUUUUUCCAGAUCUAGGCUGUGGGGUAGAGUUUGUAGAGGUAAUUAGGUCUUAACGUUGGCCCAGUUAAAGGCUUUAGGAUGCCCAAAUGCUUAUGUCAUAGCCUUAUGUGCUAACCCCGGCCGGCCUCCUUUUAAUUAGUCACUAAGUUAAUCACCAGUGGGGCUUAAUCAAUGUCCUAAGUUUCUGAGAUGGAAAAGCAACAAGUGAAGGUUAAGUUCAAGGUCGUCCUCAUUCAGUAAAUCAGUAUUGAGUCACUAUUGACAGACCUUCACUUCAAUAAGACGUUUGUAUUUAUAGAAAAUUUCUGGGAUGAUAAUAAAGGAUAUUAGAUAAUA
Molecule: messenger RNA, 1447 nt
Organism: Bubalus bubalis (water buffalo)
Lineage: Eukaryota; Metazoa; Chordata; Mammalia; Artiodactyla; Bovidae
Gene: BPGM
Product: bisphosphoglycerate mutase
Exons: 3
Coding region: 222-1001 (259 amino acids)
Biological process (GO): glycolytic process
Molecular function (GO): intramolecular phosphotransferase activity
Source: RefSeq, a predicted model, not a curated record